UUUCUUUAGUAUAGAAUUAUAUGAAUAGUUUCUUUUAAAAAUUGUUUGAAAUUAUACGAUUACACUGAUAAAAUCGAUAUAUUAACCGUGUUCUUUUGGUUGAUAAAUUUUGGAAAUCCAGAACUUUUUGCUUAUAAUUUUUAUCAAUGUAAUCGUAUAAUUCCGAAACUUUUGUUUUAUUUCUCUCCGGUGUUCUUGUUCAUCAACCAUUGAUAAUCGUAUCGUUGUUUUGUUAUAACAUUUUUUAAGUUUUGAUAAUAUUAUCAUUAGUACAAUCAUUACCGCUUGAUAUGAAUUAUAGUUUAUGCUAUCAUGUUACGCGCUAACUAAUAUUGUUUUAUAAUCAUUGUCAUUUAUUUGCAUCAUAUAUAGCUAAAUAGCCAAUUACACACGUUUUACGUGCAAAAUGAUAUGUUACUGUGUGUUUAUUAAACUGACGUAGGGUCUUAUCUAGUUUGUCCUAACUUUCAAAACUAGUUUAGUUAUAGUUAAAUAAGUAUGUUGACAUACCUAAACACAAGCUUCCACUAGUUUAAGUGGCAUGUAGAUCGAAAUUAAAGUUAGGUGUGAAAAUCUUAAAUUAAUUUAUAUUUGUCCAAACUCCGAUGAACUCAAUGGCAUAUACCAUAAAUAUACAAACAAACUCUUAAUUAAUACUUACUGGUUUCAUGUUGAAGCUCACUUCAUUGGAUGAUAAUAGAGAUUACUGGAAAAAAACACAUAAAUUAAACAAAAACAAUUAGGGGUACUAAUCAUCUUUCUUUCUGAAAAACUAAUCUAGCAACUCUACUCAUCUAUUCGAAUCUAAAAUUAGGUUUCCCUAAUUUCAAAAUGUCAUUUGUUCUUCUUAUAGUAUAAAAAUAGAAUCAAAAGUUAAUAGAAAAAGAGACUAAAAAUGGCCAACAAGUGGUAGCCACGCGCCAAAGUAGGCGUCGGUCGAAUCUAAUGAUGAUAACUCUAACUCAACGUUCAGACAAACAGAUAACCAAAUAAAAAUAUAAAAGAAUCUUCUGAUGUCUCUUCAAGUCUUUGCCUCAAAAUCAAUAGUCUUCUCUCUCUCCAUCUUCACUUCUAAGAUUGCGUUUCCUCUUGAUGCUUUCUCUCUUUAGCUUUGACUUUGUAAGAUGAGAGAGGAAGACUCCAACUGGUUUGCCAAAUGGGAAGAAGAGCUCCCGUCGCCGGAGGAGCUCAUACCGUUAUCUCAGUCCCUCAUCACUCCCGAUCUCGCCAUCGCCUUCGAUCUCCGAAGUCCUAACCAACCUCAGCCUCAAACCACGCCGCCGCCGCAGCAAACCAACUCCUCAGCCGAGUUCGCCGUAGACUCCUCCGGAGACGAGCCGGCUAGGACGCUAAAACGGCCGCGUUUGGUGUGGACGCCGCAACUGCACAAGCGCUUCGUGGACGCGGUGGCGCACCUCGGGAUCAAGAACGCGGUUCCCAAAACCAUCAUGCAGCUCAUGAGCGUCGACGGGCUGACCAGAGAGAACGUCGCUAGCCAUCUUCAGAAGUACCGGCUUUACCUCAAGAGGAUGCAGUCCGGGGGAGGCGGCGGAGGAAACGUCGUCGGUGAGUCGGAUCAUCUUUUCGCUAGCUCGCCUGUUCCUACGCAUUUUCUUCACCCGACGGGUAGACAAAGCUCCGACCAUUUCAUUCCUUCUUUCGUCCCUAUCGCGUCUCUUCAGCAUCACCAGCCUCAGUUCCUCCACCGGCAAAUCUCCGCCGUGAAUUUCACCUCUCAGGCAAAUAACAACAACGGGAAAGCGAUGGACCAGUCAUUGUUCUUGGCUAGGCAGAGUCAUCAUCAGCAGCAGCAACAAGUUCUCACUAGGAGCCAAGUGGCUAACUAUGCAGAUGAUCUGGAACAAGGAGCCAACACGGUCUUGACUCUAUUUCCAACUCGAGAAAAUUGAAUUUUAAAAAAAAACUAUUUAUAUAUUUGGAACAUCCACAAAAUUUGAGUUGUAUGGUGUCUUUGUUUUGUACAAUGUGGAUCCGGUCAUUACAAGGUCUCUGUGACCGGAUCUUGUAGUAUAUUAAGACAUGAGUUUUCUCUGUAUAAUUGGAUGAAACAAAGUGAUCUUUUUCACUUGUUUAGAUUUGAUUUUCCAAGUACUUUAAUGUGUGCUAUUUUGCUUUUUUGAGUUUA
Brassica napus (rape) is the source of this 2146-nucleotide messenger RNA. Its product is annotated as transcription factor MYBC1-like. The transcript has a single exon. Gene Ontology annotation, cellular component: nucleus. The record is from RefSeq and is a predicted model, not a curated record. The coding region runs from base 1125 to 1910 and encodes 261 amino acids. Gene Ontology annotation, molecular function: DNA-binding transcription factor activity; DNA binding. NCBI's taxonomy places the organism in Eukaryota, Viridiplantae, Streptophyta, Magnoliopsida, Brassicales, Brassicaceae. Gene Ontology annotation, biological process: regulation of DNA-templated transcription.